AUGGGAGACUCUCAACCACAAGAUUCCAAAAAAAGGGCAGUGUAUGAAGCCUGGACAAAGGAACAAAGUGAUGCAUUGUUAGAUAUUCUGGUUGAGUCUGCACAUAGGGGAUGGCGCGAUAAUAGUGAGCAGUUGGACUGCAUAUUCACGGCCCCAGAUGAAGUAUGGGAUGCGUAUAUAGAGGCUCACCCAAAAGAUGCAUACUUACGCACUGGGAGUUUUUCGAAUUUUGAUGACUUGAGGCUUGCUGUUGGAAACGGUGUAGCUGUAGGAAGAAACGCAAUUGGAGUGGGCAGUGCUACUGAUGCUAGGACAAUAGGAGUUGAUGAAAGUAGAGGUCCGCUCAUUGAGGAGUUGAAUUACGAUGCUGCUAAUGAGGCGUUUGUAGUACUGGGUGAAGAUGAUCCACCAUUAUCCGGCUCCAAAUCACCUUUGGAGUCCACUGAAGUGCCUGUGGAGUCCACUCAGAGAAGAGCUCCCGCCAAAAGAAGCAGAAAAUAG
Salvia miltiorrhiza (redroot sage) is the source of this 501-nucleotide messenger RNA. RefSeq lists its product as uncharacterized. Lineage: Eukaryota; Viridiplantae; Streptophyta; Magnoliopsida; Lamiales; Lamiaceae. The record is from RefSeq and is a predicted model, not a curated record. The transcript has 3 exons. The coding region runs from base 1 to 501 and encodes 166 amino acids.